AUGUCAGGCUUCGGCGACUUCACCAACAUCUGCCAUAUGGCGCCGCUGCCAUUGUGCGCAUCCAUCGGCCCCAUUACGGAGGUGACGAGCGGCGUUGGUAUUGAGCCGGACUGCUAUGCGAGGAAUAUCGAGCUGGCAAACACCAUCAUUUUCGAGGGUGCCGCCAGCGCCAUGCAUAUUGUGUCUUUGCUCAUGACCGUCGUCAUGAUCUUGCACAUUCGCGGCAAGUUCACUGCUGUCGGUCGCAAGGAAAUCCUCAUGUUCUUCUACAUCUACAUGCUUCUGAGUUUCAUCUCACUUUGCGUCGACGCAGGUGUCGUUCCCCCUGGAUCCGCCCCCUACCCGUACUUCGUGUCAGUUCAAAACGGCUUGUCAUCGGCUCUGAUUACUUGCCUGUUGAUCAACGGAUUUGUCGGCUUCCAGUUGUACGAGGACGGCACCUUCCUCUCAGUCUGGCUCUUGCGCGUCUGCUCUCUGGUGGCCUUUGCGAUAUGCUUCCUCGUCUCCCUUGCGACCUUCAAGUCAUGGGCUGGCCUGGGUCCCACCAACACCGUCGGCCUGUUCGUCGUCCUGUACUUGCUCAACGCCAUCGAGCUCUUCGUCUACGUUGCCCUGCAAAUCCUCCUCGUCGUUAGGACUCUCCAGGACCGCUGGCCGCUGGGUGACAUCGCCUUUGGCAUAUUCUUCUUCGUCGUUGGCCAAGUGAUCCUGUACGCCGUGAGCACUCAGAUUUGCACCGCCGUCAGCCACUACCUCGACGGCCUUUUCUUCGCCACUAUCUGCAACCUGCUGGGUGUCAUGAUGGUGUACAAGUACUGGGACUCAAUUACCCGCGAGGAUCUCGAGUUCUCAGUUGGAACUAGGAUGAACAACUGGGAGGUCAAGGAGCUGCUGCCAGAGGAGGAUCGUCGAGCGACUGUUUAUGACAACGACCCCUACAACCACGCUGGUGGAUACGAUCACUCCUACUCGCCCUCUCCAGCACCGGCACGCUACUCCGCAAGGUACUAA
Messenger RNA from Colletotrichum abscissum, 1011 nucleotides. RefSeq names its product chitin synthase export chaperone. The record is from RefSeq and is a predicted model, not a curated record. Gene Ontology annotation, cellular component: endoplasmic reticulum membrane. Gene Ontology annotation, biological process: protein folding. Bases 1 to 1011 code for a protein of 336 amino acids. NCBI's taxonomy places the organism in Eukaryota, Fungi, Ascomycota, Sordariomycetes, Glomerellales, Glomerellaceae. The transcript is spliced from 3 exons.